AUGGAUGCUCGCCGGCUAUCGGAGAAAACUGCGACUGUGGAAGGGUCUGGGCCUCAGCCGAGGCAGCGGCAGCUUCAUAACUCGUCGACGAAAGCUGUCCAUCCUAAUGAAAAUCAAGCUAAUCUUCCUCCGACCCCACGAGCCUCGGAUGCCUUCCCGCUUCCUCUCUACCUCACCAAUGGCAUCUUUUUCACACUCUUCUUUUCCGUUGCUUACUUCCUUCUCCUCCGCUGGCGUGACAAGAUCCGCACUUCCACCCCUCUCCAUGUCGUAACCCUCUCUGAAAUUGCCGCCAUUUUCACCCUCAUCGCUUCCUUCAUUUACCUUCUCGGUUUCUUUGGUAUCGAUUUCGUCCAAUCAUUCAAUUCACGUACCUCUCAUGAAGCUUGGGACGUCGAUGAAGACAAUGAGCAGUUUCUGAUCGAAGAAAACACCCGCCGUGGUCCUUGCCCUGCUGCCCUAGAUCUCUCCAUCUCUCCUCCUCCGAAGAUCAUUGAUCCUGCACUCAUUAUGAAGCGGAUGCCGGAAGAAGACGAGGAGGUCAUCAAAUCCGUCGUUGACGGAACCGUUCCCGCUUACUCGCUCGAAUCGAGGCUCGGCGAUUGUAAUCGUGCCGCGAUGAUACGCCGUGAGGCGCUGCAGAGGAUGACGGGGAGAUCGCUUGCUGGUUUACCUUUGGAUGGGUUUGACUACACCUCCAUUUUGGGCCAAUGCUGUGAGAUGCCGGUUGGGUAUGUCCAGAUUCCUGUGGGAAUCGCUGGUCCAUUGUUGCUCGAUGGGAGGGAGUAUACGGUGCCCAUGGCCACUACUGAGGGUUGUUUGGUGGCCAGUACCAACAGAGGGUGUAAGGCCAUUUACGCAUCUGGUGGUGCCACGAGCGCAUUGCUCAGAGAUGGGAUGACUAGGGCUCCGGUUGUGAGGUUCGGCUCCGCCAAGAGAGCUGCAGAAUUGAAAUUCUACCUGGAGAAUCCUGUCAAUUUCGAGGAGUUGGCGGUCGUUUUCAACAGGUCGAGCAGAUUUGCAAGGCUGCAAAGCAUCCAGUGUGCGAUGGCUGGGAAGAAUCUGUAUAUGAGAUUUACCUGCAGUACUGGCGAUGCUAUGGGAAUGAACAUGGUGUCCAAGGGCGUCCAAAAUGUCCUUGACUAUCUUCAGAAUGAUUUCCCUGACAUGGAUGUCAUGGGAAUCUCUGGAAAUUUCUGUUCAGACAAAAAGCCAGCUGCGGUAAACUGGAUAGAAGGGCGUGGUAAAUCUGUGGUCUGUGAGGCAAUUAUAAAGGAAGAGGUGGUGAGGAAAGUCCUGAAGACCACUGUAUCUGCCCUUGUAGAGCUUAACAUGCUCAAGAACCUUGCUGGCUCGGCAGUUGCUGGUGCUCUGGGUGGCUUCAAUGCACACGCCAGCAACAUAGUAUCCGCCAUCUACAUUGCAACUGGCCAAGAUCCGGCCCAGAACGUAGAGAGCUCUCACUGCCUUACGAUGAUGGAACCCAUGAACGAUGGGAAGGAUCUACACAUCUCUGUAACCAUGCCUUCUAUUGAGGUGGGUACAGUUGGUGGUGGGACCCAACUUGCAUCGCAAUCAGCUUGUCUGAACCUACUAGGAGUGAAGGGUGCGAACAAAGAUUCAGCGGGCUCCAAUGCAAGGCUGUUGGCUACCAUUGUUGCUGGCACCGUGCUCGCUGGGGAAUUGUCCCUCAUGUCUGCCCUUGCAGCUGGGCAGCUUGUUAAUAGCCACAUGAGAUACAACAGAUCAAGCAAGGAUGUCUCCAAAGCUGCCUCUUAAGACA
This is a messenger RNA of Telopea speciosissima, 1783 nucleotides long. RefSeq names its product 3-hydroxy-3-methylglutaryl-coenzyme A reductase 1-like. NCBI's taxonomy places the organism in Eukaryota, Viridiplantae, Streptophyta, Magnoliopsida, Proteales, Proteaceae. The transcript has 4 exons. Gene Ontology annotation, cellular component: peroxisomal membrane; endoplasmic reticulum membrane. Bases 1 to 1779 code for a protein of 592 amino acids. Gene Ontology annotation, molecular function: hydroxymethylglutaryl-CoA reductase (NADPH) activity; protein binding. Gene Ontology annotation, biological process: isoprenoid biosynthetic process; coenzyme A metabolic process; sterol biosynthetic process. The record is from RefSeq and is a predicted model, not a curated record.